Euleptes europaea (tarantolino) is the source of this 1536-nucleotide messenger RNA. Its product is annotated as zinc finger protein 501-like. Gene Ontology annotation, biological process: regulation of cytokine production; negative regulation of transcription by RNA polymerase II; regulation of immune system process. Bases 1 to 1536 code for a protein of 511 amino acids. The transcript has 5 exons. The record is from RefSeq and is a predicted model, not a curated record. Lineage: Eukaryota; Metazoa; Chordata; Lepidosauria; Squamata; Sphaerodactylidae.
AUGAAGGAAGGGCAGGCAAUGGAAACACACCAGGGAUCUGUCCAAGGUCACCUUUCCUUGGCGGCAGAGAGAAAACCUCUUCUGAGCACACAGCUCAGCUACCACCAGAGGUCAAAUCUAAUGAUGCACCAAAGAAGCCACACAGGGGAGAAACCCUACAAAUGCUUGCAGUGUGGAAAGAGAUUUGGUCAGAGCUCUACCCUGAUUUCCCAUCAAAGAAUCCACACAGGGGAGAAGCCAUUUAAAUGUUUGCAGUGUGGAAAAAGCUUCGCGUGGAGCCACAACCUUAUGUCCCAUCAAAGAAUCCACACAGGGGAAAAGCCUUAUAAAUGCUUGGCGUGUGGAAAAAGUUUCACGUGGAGUCACAACCUUAUUUCCCACCAAAGAAUCCAUACAGGGGAGAAACCAUACAAAUGCCUAGAGUGUGGGAAGAGCUUCAACCAGAGUACUGACCUCACUUCCCAUCAAAGAAUCCACACAGGGGAGAAACCGUAUAAAUGCUUGGAAUGUGGGAAAACCUUCAGCCAGAGUUCGAACCUGACUUCCCAUAAAAAAACUCACACUGGGGAGAAACCAUACACUUGCUCAGGUUGUGGAAAGAGCUUCAUGUUGAAGUCGAGCCUCAUCAACCAUCAAAAAAUCCACACAGGAGAGAAACCCCAUGCUUGUUCGGAGUGCGAAAAGCGCUUUGUGAUGAAGUCGAGUCUGAUUAGCCAUCAAAGAAUCCACACAGGAGAGAAACCCUAUGUUUGCAUGGAAUGUGGAAAGAGCUUUAGUUGGAAUGAAUGCCUGAUUUCGCAUCAGAGAAGACACAGGGGUGAGAAGCCCCAUGUCUGCACAGAAUGUGGAAAGAGUUUCACAGUGAAAUCAAGCCUUGUUAACCAUCAAAGAAUCCACACCGGGGAGAAACCCUAUAUUUGCUUAGAGUGUGGGAAAGGUUUCAACCAGAAUUCUCACCUAACAUGCCAUCAAAGAAUCCACACAGGGGAAAAACCAUUUAAAUGUUCUGAGUGUGGGAAAAGCUUCGUACGGAAUGACUGCCUUGCUGCCCAUCAGAAAAUACACACAGGGGAGAAGCCAUUUCACUGCUCAGAGUGUGGGAAAAGCUUCCACAAGAAGACAAAUCUAACUGCUCACCAAAGAAUCCACACAGGGGAGAAACCAUACAAAUGCUUGGAGUGUGGGAAGGGUUUCAGCCAGAGCUCAGGCCUUCGGUCACAUCAAAGAAUCCACACAGGGGAGAAACCACAUAAAUGCCUGGAAUGUGGAAAGACGUUCAGUCGGAGAUCAAGCCUUACUUCCCAUCAGAGGAGAAGCCAUUUAAAUGCUUGUAAUGUGAAAAUAACUACAGUGGAAGCCACAACCUUGCAUCCCAUCAAAGAAUACACUCAGGAGAUAAAUAAUUGUAAAGCUCAAAGGGUGUCAGACCUUCAAUGUGAAGUAGGAUCUGCGCGGAACCUGAAGUUCUUUCCACACUCCAAACAUAUCGAGGAUUUGAAGAAUUUCCCCCUGUGUGGACGACCUGAUGCGCUUUAA